Sphaerodactylus townsendi is the source of this 1294-nucleotide messenger RNA. RefSeq names its product apolipoprotein O (gene APOO). Gene Ontology annotation, biological process: cristae formation. Lineage: Eukaryota; Metazoa; Chordata; Lepidosauria; Squamata; Sphaerodactylidae. The transcript is spliced from 9 exons. The record is from RefSeq and is a predicted model, not a curated record. Bases 160 to 855 code for a protein of 231 amino acids. Gene Ontology annotation, cellular component: MICOS complex.
UGGAAAGGCAGUGCAUGUUUAUAAUACAACCGAGUCCGUUCUUGUCGCUGUUUUUUUCUUUAUUAACUUCCUGCAGCCUCGCCCGCUCCCUUUUCAAGCCGUUUACGCCCGUCUCCACUUCGUGUUUAGUUAGAUCCCCCGCUGCGCGCGGCUGUUGCCAUGGAGACAGAGUGCGCGGCUUUUCGACCCGGCUUCCCGCUCCGCUGCUUUAGCGUUCAGGUAAUACACUUAGUGGCUGCUCCUGCUACCUUGAGCUUUCUCUCAGUCCAGGUACAUGCAGCUGUUCCUGAGAAUGAAACUUCCAAAAAGAACCUACUAAAAAUUGAUGAGCUUUCACUCUAUACCAGUCCAACACCAAAAUCAAAGUAUGUAGAUGAUCAACAGACACAGCUGGAGGAUAGUAUCUGUUAUAUGCGACAUUCUUUGGAGCCAUACACAGCCUGGUUUCAGAAUGUUUAUGGCAAAGUCAUGCCCAGAGCAGAAAAAGCAGUGGAAUACAGUAAAGAGGGCUGUGAAUUUCUCAAAAACCCACCACCUGGAUUUUACCCAAGGCUUGGAGUCAUAGGUUUUGCUGGCGUAAUUGGAUUGUUCCUGUCCAGAGGUUCAAAAAUAAAGAGGUUGGUGUAUCCAAUAGGAUUCAUGGGAAUUGGUGCCUCUCUCUACUAUCCGCAACAAGCUGUUACCAUUGCCAAGGUAACUGGUUCUCAACUGUAUGACUGGAGUUUGCAAGCAUAUAUAACAAUAGAAUCUCUCUGGAAAGAAAGUACAAAAAAGAAAAGAUCUGCAAAAGCAUCCAACAAGGGUGAUGCAGACAGAGACAAGACAGUGAAAGUACAAGAAGGUUCCUCUGACUAAAGAAUAAAGUAGAAUUCACUCCUCAAAAAGGUAAGCAAAUGAAAGCUCCAGAGUCCAGAUGAUGCAGAUCAUGAAAAAAAUCGGAAUAAUUUGCUCACAUUACUCUGAGGAACCUAAAACACAUUUCUCAUGUCAUGGGUGUCAGUCUGUGAUUACAACAAAUGAUUUGUGUGUGUAUGUGUGGGGGGAUAUUUCUAAGGCAUUUUGUUGGAAGUCUUGCCAGAGCGUGUGAAACACCAGCAGCUGCAUUUGACUGUCACACCUCUGUGCUAUUCUGUCUUCUAUUGAAAAAAACAGAAUGGGAAAGAAAAGUACGUGUUUGGGAAAAUGGUGAUAGAAAAGCAAGAAAUAGAGAAUGCAAGGUGACUGUAAAUUCGACUUGCAAUUGGCUUUCCUUUUUUAUAUAUUUAGUAGCCAAUAAAAGCAGACCUGUAGUUUU